Molecule: messenger RNA, 2855 nt
Organism: Aphanomyces invadans
Lineage: Eukaryota; Oomycota; Saprolegniomycetes; Saprolegniales; Verrucalvaceae
Product: succinate dehydrogenase [ubiquinone] flavoprotein subunit 1, mitochondrial
Exons: 2
Coding region: 39-1925 (628 amino acids)
Biological process (GO): mitochondrial electron transport, succinate to ubiquinone; tricarboxylic acid cycle
Molecular function (GO): succinate dehydrogenase (quinone) activity; flavin adenine dinucleotide binding; electron transfer activity
Source: RefSeq, a predicted model, not a curated record
GCGCGAAGUCAGUUAGCGCUUUUGUGUGGUGAGCGAGGAUGUUGCAAGCGGCUUCCCGUGUGACCCGCGCUGUCCGCGGCACUGGCGCCCGUGCCUUCUCCGCUAAGGGUGCGUACACCAUCGUGGACCAUGAAUUCGACGCUGUUGUUGUCGGUGCCGGUGGUGCUGGUCUUCGCGCUGCCAUGGGCUGCGCUGAAGCAGGUUUCAAGACGGCUUGCAUCACCAAGUUGUUUCCCACGCGCAGUCACACCGUUGCUGCCCAAGGUGGUAUCAACGCCGCUUUGGCCAACAUGACCGAAGACGACUGGAGAUGGCACAUGUACGACACCGUCAAGGGGUCCGAUUGGUUGGGUGAUCAAGACGCCAUUCAUUACAUGUGCAAGGAAGCUCCACGUGCCGUGUUGGAACUCGAAGCGUACGGCUUGCCGUUCUCCCGCACGGACGAAGGCAAGAUCUACCAGCGCGCGUUCGGUGGUCAAUCCUUGCAGUACGGCAAGGGUGGCCAAGCGUACCGCUGUGCGUGCGCCGCCGAUCGUACUGGCCAUGCCAUGUUGCACACUUUGUACGGCCGCUCGUUGGCGUUCGACACGGAGUACUUCAUCGAGUACUUUGCGUUGGACUUGAUCAUGAACGACCAAGGCGAAUGCUGCGGUGUCAUUGCCCUCAACAUGGAAGACGGUACAAUCCAUCGCUUCCACACCAACAACACGGUGUUGGCUACUGGUGGGUACGGCCGCGCGUACUUCAGCUGCACUUCUGCCCACACGUGCACCGGUGACGGAACCGGCAUGGCGCUUCGCGCCGGCAUUCCUCUUCAAGAUCCUGAAUUCGUGCAAUUCCACCCUACCGGGAUCUACGGUGCUGGCUGCUUGAUCACGGAAGGCAGUCGCGGUGAAGGCGGCAUCUUGCGUAACUCGGAAGGCGAACGCUUCAUGGAACGUUAUGCCCCUUCGGCCAAGGACUUGGCUUCUCGUGACGUCGUGUCCCGCGCGAUGACGAUGGAAAUCCGCGAAGGCCGCGGUGUGGGCAAGGAAAAAGAUCAUAUUUACCUGCACUUGGACCACUUGCCGCCUGAGUUGUUGGCCGAACGUCUCCCUGGUAUCUCGGAGACCGCCGCCAUCUUUGCCGGCGUCGAUGUGACCAAGGAACCCAUCCCCGUGCUCCCGACCGUCCAUUACAACAUGGGCGGGAUCCCCACGAAUCAUUACGGCGAAGUCGUUAUGCCGGACACCUCUGGCCUUCCCGACGUGAACAAGACUUACCCGGACAAGGUCAUCAAGGGUCUGUUUGCCGCCGGUGAAGCUGCGUCGGCGUCGGUCCACGGCGCCAACCGCCUCGGUGCCAAUUCGCUGCUCGACAUUGUCGUAUUCGGCCGUGCCGCUGCUCUCCGCAUCGCCGAAAUCUCCAAGCCCGGCGAGGCCAAGCGUCCUCUCCCCCGCAACGCUGGCGAGCAAUCGCUGCACAUGGUCGACUCGAUCCGAUACGCCAACGGCGCGAUCCCGACUGCCGAACUUCGCUUGGAAAUGCAAAAGACGAUGCAGAGCGACGCCGCCGUGUACCGCACGCAAGAAACUCUGGCGGAAGGUGUUCAAAAGAUUGACGCAAUCACGCCAAAGUUCAAGGACAUCCGCGUGACUGACCGUUCGUUGAUCUGGAACACCGACUUGAUCGAGACGAUCGAGCUCAAGAACUUGCUCGCAUGCGCGUCGGCCACGAUGCACGGUGCCGAAGCGCGCAAGGAAUCGCGCGGCGCCCAUGCCCGCGAAGACUUCAGCGCCCGUGACGACGUCAACUGGAUGAAGCACACAUUGGCAUACCAUGACGACGAAUCGACCAAAACCCACAUUGCGUACCGACCGGUGCAUUACCACACACUGGACGAAGACGAAUGCAAGACGGUGGCCCCCGUCGCCCGCGUGUAUUAAAGCCCCCGAUUCGCCCGGUGUUGGCGAGAAGAAUGACAUGCGCAUGAAUUUUUCAAAACCCUCGUGUUUGUCUAGACGGGAAAGUGGGAUGGAACCACGAACAGCGAGGGAGCAAGGACGGUGGCUUCGACGGUCGAUGAUGGCCUCUGGCAUGGCUAGGUCAUGGAUGAUGGACGCGAGCUCCACUGCCGCUGACAGCACCAUGUCUAGUUUUGUCGUCCUGGCGAUGGAAUGCAUCGUGGGUGUUAAAGGCACUUGCUUCGUUCCUGCCAAUCUCGAGAACGGAGCGUGUGGUGUUUGCGAAUUUUCAUACAUAUUUAACAAUUGCCACCAUGCAUAUAAGGAUAAAAGGGCAGUCGGUAUCGUGAGAAUCGACAAAGCAAGAUCCAUUCAAGUCAUGUCAACGUCGGCAGGAGGACUAUUGCUGCCAUUGAGCCGAAAGCUGGCGGCCGUCGGCGACAUUGGAGUGGUGCCCGUUCCGUUUCGUUGCGGCGACGUUUCUGGCGACGAUGGGACGCGGGAAGCGCCGCAUUUGGGGCAUUUCCGCGAGGCGUCGCAUUUGAUUUCGUCGCAAUCGAUCUGUUUCACAAAGGUCGCGUGGAGUCGGCGCAGGAUAUGGACCAGCGCGGCGGCGUCCGUUGCAGUUAGCCCAUCCACGUCGACCUUGCCAGUGUCGGCGUAUCGCUGCACCCGAGACAGGAACGUUGUCGAGUCUGCGUGGAUCUCUGUCUGGGAUAAUUGGAUCUCCGAAUGAUGUGUGGCUAGGACAGCGACUUGCUCUGGAAGCGGCAGUUGGAUCGAUAGCGUCGCACCUCCGUCGGUCAUAGGCGCGGUCGACGUCGAGGACGAAAAUGGGGUGGAGGUCAUGUCGCCAACUGUUGACAUUUUUGUUAUAGACGACGAUGACGACGACAUUUGUAUGAUAUCAUG